AUCUGCCAUACAUAGCAGACCCGACCCGCGUCAGACGUGACAGCCCAGUCACGUGUUUCCCAACCUCCCGGUUCACCAGCUAAACCCGGUUCGCCAGAACCGGCCCCUGCACCGGUUUAAAUUAUUUUUGCAUCCGGUUCAGCCGGACCAACCAAAAAAAAAAAAAAUGUCAUCCUCUGCUUCCUCAGACCCUUCUCCUGUGGCUACCUCCACGCCUACAGCAGUCACCAUGGCUUCACCUCCUGUCCUUUCGGCCAAACCUGAUUUUCACCCGGCGCUUGCUGUUUCCAACAUUAGGAAUAACAUUCCUAUUAUGCUUGACAUGGAGACUGAUCGCUAUGGCACCUGGGCGGAACUCUUCCGCAUUCAUGCCCGUUCCCACCGGGUUCUGCAUCACAUUGUCCCUGCUGCAGACAAGCCUGCUCCGCCUGUCACUGACCCUACUUACGAGCAGUGGACCACUUUGGAUGCCACGGUCCUUCAGUGGAUUUAUUCCACCAUCUCUGUUGACCUGAUGACUACCAUCAUGGAGCCUGACUCCACUGCUCUCACUGCUUGGACACGCUUGGCCGAUAUUUUUCAGGAUAAUCAGAACGCUCGUGCUGUCACCUUGGAGCAGAAGUUCUCUACUGUUCGCAUGGAGGCAUUUCCGACCGUCGCUGCCUAUUGUCAGCGUCUGAAGACGCUUUCUGACCAGCUCCGUGACGUCGGUGCUCCUAUGAACAAUCACCGUCUGGUUCUGCAGCUCAUCUCCGGCCUCACUGAUGCUUACAGGGGUGUUGCCACCUUGAUCCGUCAGAGCAACCCGCUCCCCUCCUUUCAUCAAGCUCGCUCCAUGCUUACCUUGGAGGAAGCCGGUAUGGCUAAGAUGAAACCUGCUGAGCCUCCUGCUGCCUAUGUUGCUCAACAGCGUCCUUCUGAUGCCUCCUCUCAGAGCUCUGACCGUCGGUCCUCCAACCGUUAUCGAUCCCACAACUCUAAGGGUCGUGGUGGGCAUCGUAGCACUUGA
Messenger RNA from Lotus japonicus, 1009 nucleotides. RefSeq lists its product as uncharacterized. Bases 167 to 1009 code for a protein of 280 amino acids. NCBI's taxonomy places the organism in Eukaryota, Viridiplantae, Streptophyta, Magnoliopsida, Fabales, Fabaceae. The record is from RefSeq and is a predicted model, not a curated record. The transcript has a single exon.